Molecule: messenger RNA, 2066 nt
Organism: Drosophila hydei
Lineage: Eukaryota; Metazoa; Arthropoda; Insecta; Diptera; Drosophilidae
Gene: APC7
Product: anaphase-promoting complex subunit 7
Exons: 4
Coding region: 85-1974 (629 amino acids)
Biological process (GO): cell division
Molecular function (GO): protein binding
Source: RefSeq, a predicted model, not a curated record
AGAUGUUUGCUUUAUCGAUAUUCUAUCAACAAUAAACGGUACGACUAACUGUGUACUGUCUAUGGCGGCAACGCAUAAAAUAAGAUGGAAAACGCAUUGUGUUCCAACAUUAAAAAGCUGUACGACAAUGGCCUAUACGAGUGCGUUAUACCAACGGCCAGCCUAUUGUGCACCCUGCUGAAAAACGAUCGAAAUGUGGCCACGCUGGAGAUGGAAUACCAGGCGAUGAUCUAUCUCAGCAAUGCUAAUUACAAGGAGCACAAUUAUCGUACAGCCUGCAGUCAACUGGAAGCCGUUGUCGUGCAGCGUAAAACGAUGCUCAGAUUUAAGAGCAGCUUCCUGACGGCCAUAGAGAGCUCAUAUCCACAGUUCCAGGAUGUGGAGUUACGCUAUAAGAUCGCCAUCUGUUACCGCGAGAUGGGCGAAUAUAAUAUGGCGAUUAACACACUGCAGGCGGUGAAGACAAGAACGCCGCGAGUAAACAUGUUGCUGGCCCGGCUGCUGCAUCAUCAUGGACACGGCGUCGGCAAGAAGGAGAAGGCGCUCGCCUACAAGGAUGUGUUACGCGAGUGUCCCAUGUCGCUGACCUCCAUUGAGGCGCUUCUUGAGCUUGGCAUCGAGGGCAGCGAUGUGCAUUCAAUGGUGGUGAAUGCCGCUGCCCUGCCAAAGAACAUAGAAUGGUUGAGCAGCUGGAUCAAGGGCCACGCCCAGAUGUACGGCUGCAAGCAUCGCGAGGCGUCCCAAACGUUCCAGCAGCUGAAUGAAUCGAAUCAAUUGCACCAGAAUGAGCAUGUCCUGACGAAGAUUGGCCAGUGUCUGUACUACGACGGCAACUAUUUGCAGGCGGAGCAAUAUUUGAGCCUGGCCAUGAUGCAGAAUCCGCAUAACAUGAAGGCUCUCUGUCCAUUGGCCGUUGUCUACGAUCGCAACAAGAAGAAGCUGGAGCGUAGCAAUCUGCUAGCACCGCUGGAGAUGCGACGCACACGAGAGUUUCGAUCCUCGCAUUGGUUCCUUCACGCCCAGCAAACCUAUUCGAAUGCCAAAUAUGAACGUGCUCUGAGCUUCACGGAGCGCGCCCUGGACAUGGAUGAGCGAAACAUCGAGGCGCUGCUGCUUCGCGCCGGCCUCUAUUUCGUGCUCCAGCGUCAACGAGAUGCGGUGAAUGUUUUCCAGAACAUUCAAUGCUUGGCGCCGUAUCGCUUUGAGGUAUACAAAGGCUUGGUCGCCUGCUAUGUGCGCCUGAACUGCAUCAAGGAGGCCCAAGCCACCUGCACAGUGGCCGUUCGGCAAUUCCCAACAUCCGCGCGCAGCUUCACCAUGUUUGGCGGCACCUUGUUCCGCUUGGCCAAUCCGAAUGCGGUACGAAGCGCCAAACGGUUCGUGGAGAAGGGACUCCAAAUCGAUGAGCACUAUGCACCGGGCAUUGCGCUCUUGGCUAGCAUCUACCAGGGCGAGGGGGAUAUUAGGAAGGCGAUUGUGCUGCUUAAGAAACAGGUGGAGUAUCGUCCAGAUGCCACGCUCUUUGCUAUGUUGGCCGAGAUGUUUAGCAAGGAGAAGGAUUUGGAUGCUGCUCUGCAAUACUUUACACUUUCAUUAAGGUUGGACUCCACUUAUCAGCGAGCCUUGGAUGGCAUCAAUGCAUUGACCAAGGCAGCGCGCAUUGCCAACAGCCACAAAGCCAACGGCAAGUCGAAUGAGCCUAAUGCAGCAGCGGGCGCAAAUGCAGCUGCAUCUGCCGCAACUGCUACCGCUGCUGCUGCCGUCGCCGCCUCCGCUGCCGCUGCUGCCUCAGCGUCCUGCAACGUGCCCAGCAUGACUCGAGCCUGCAACCGAUCAAAUCACGAUUGGCUACUGGACUAUGAUGAAGCGGAGCCACUGGAACUUUCCUCGCCAGCUGGACCAGCAGAGGAUGCUGAAUCCGAUGCGUUUGCUGAGCCCUUUUGGCAGGCCGUCGAUAGCGAGUUGACAAAUUAAUUGGAAUUAAAUCACAACUGCAGGCGAUUAGUAUAGAUUCUUUAUUCUAUCAAGUGUAGGUUUAGUUAUUUAGUUUCAAUGCUAUUUGAAGA